This is a messenger RNA of Hyaena hyaena (striped hyena), 2077 nucleotides long. RefSeq names its product iodothyronine deiodinase 3 (gene DIO3). The transcript has a single exon. Gene Ontology annotation, molecular function: thyroxine 5'-deiodinase activity. NCBI's taxonomy places the organism in Eukaryota, Metazoa, Chordata, Mammalia, Carnivora, Hyaenidae. The record is from RefSeq and is a predicted model, not a curated record.
CUCGGCCCUCGGCCCUCGAUUUCUAAGGCAUUGGCCGCGCCGCUGGGUGAUCCCUCCGGGCUCAAGUUGCAAGGGGGCGGGCCCCGUCCGGAGGUGGAGUCUCCCGCCAAUUGAAGCCUCGGCUAUAAAUCGAGCUCCCCUGCUCGGCCGAAGCCCAGAUGCCUCGCCAGGCCGCCCCGCGGUUGGCGCUGGGGGAAGGCAGCGGGUCCCAGGGGGCGUCGGGGGCCGUGGCCACCAUGCUCCGCUCCCUGCUGCUUCACUCCCUGCGGCUCUGCGCCCAGACGGCCACGUGCCUCGUGCUCUUCCCGCGCUUCCUAGGCACGGCCUUCGUGCUCUGGCUCCUCGACUUCCUGUGCAUCCGAAAGCAUUUCCUGGGCCGUCGCCGCGGGGGGCAGCCCGCACCCGUGGCGGAGCUCGACAGUGAUGGCGAGGAGGUGCCCCCCGACGACCCGCCCGUCUGCGUGUCCGACGACAACCGCCUGUGCACCCUGGCGUCGCUGAAGGCUGUGUGGCACGGCCAGAAGCUGGAUUUCUUCAAGCAGGCGCACGAGGGCGGCCCAGCGCCCAACUCGGAGGUGGUGCUGCCCAACGGCUUCCAGAACCAGCACAUCCUCGACUACGCGCGGGGAAACCGCCCCCUGGUCCUCAACUUCGGCAGCUGCACCUGACCACCGUUCAUGGCGCGCAUGAGCGCCUUCCAGCGCCUGGUCACCAAGUACCAGCGCGACGUCGACUUCCUCAUCAUCUACAUCGAGGAGGCUCACCCCUCGGACGGCUGGGUCACCACCGACUCCCCCUACAGCAUCCCGCAGCACCGAAGCCUGGAGGACCGGGUCAGCGCGGCACGGGUUCUGCAGCAAGGCGCGCCCAGCUGCUCCCUGGUCCUCGACACCAUGGCCAACUCCAGCAGCUCGGCCUACGGGGCCUACUUCGAGCGCCUCUACGUGGUCCAGAAUGGCACCGUCAUGUACCAGGGCGGCCGGGGCCCGGACGGCUACCAGGUGUCCGAGCUGCGCACCUGGCUGGAGCGCUACGAUGAGCAGCUGCACGGCGCUCAGCCUCGUCGAGUAUAAACAGUCAGUGGACAGUUGGCUGAACUUGGCGGGCAGUGCCUUCGAGCCUUCGAGGCCCACGUGCAAACGCCCCAAACCAAGUCAGGUUUGCCGAGGGCCCGAUGACACAGGCGUGAAGAGCGCCUCGGAUCCGGCCGAGUCUGUGCCCUCGGCCCGGCCCCCUGAAAAUCCUCUCCCACCUCCCCGGACUCCGUUGCUGUGACAGGCCCUCACCUGUACCUGCCCAGCUGGCUCUAAAUCCCCUCUGAGUGCGGGUGUGGCCCCACCCUCACCCCACUUGUCCCUGCGGAGGCCCCUGCGUCUCUCCUACCCCCUCCCCAGAGAGAAGAGCCAGCGUGCCUUCAGCCGAGCAGAGCCCCUUGCGCAGAGACUUGGGCCCCUCCCGCGCACCCCUGCGCACAGCUGGCUGCCCCAGUUGCCUGGCACCCAACACCUGUCGCUCCCAGGGAGGGGAUGCCCUGCUGCUUUUGUGGCUAUUUCUUGUCCCCGGGGUGGGGGUAGGGGCUUGCCGUGGGGAAGGGGAAGGGUGGCAGGGGUUUCCCCCCCUUAUUUUGGGUGCUCACCGGCCCCACUGCUGAUGACGAGCUGUCUCUAACUGGUCUCCACCACGAGCUGGUUCUGAACCGCAGGGGGCCUGCAGCAGCGCCUGAAACGAGAGAGGGACAGUCCACCAUACAGGGAGGAGGCGAGGGGGGUUGAGGAACGGUUUGGGGACCAGAAGAAGCCAGCUUGGGAGGCACUGGCGAGGCUCACAUUGCCCCAGGGAGAAGGAAGAGGCUGGGGCUCCUGGGAAACGGGGGGGGGGGGGUGUCGAAGGCACGAGAGAUGAGGGGCGAGCCUAGAGACCCCGAGUGAGGGGCCCCGUUCGUAGGCAGAGCUGCUGACUGUGGGGCCAGGAGGUGGGAGGCCCCCGAUUCCAAGGCCAUUUGUGAGUGUUUUGCUGGAAAUACUCCCUGUAUAUAAACUUCUUUUACGCUACAAUAAUAAAAGCUUGAAGUAAACUG